AUGGCACUUUCAGUCUCAGGAAGGACUAUAUCGACAGUGGUCACUCGCUCCUGCACUAAGCUCUACCCGAUUAAUGCUCUCAUUACGACGUCGUCGGCUGUGACCUUAUUCCAUCUCAUUCCCAGAAAGCUUCAACUCGUAACUUGCCGUCACUCUCCCGCGAAAAUGUCAACCGCCACCUCCUCCGGCAACAGCUCCGCCACUCCGGCCACGGCUGAUAAAAUCACCACCGCUCCUUACGGUUCUUGGAAGUCCCCGAUAACCGCCGACCUAGUCUCCGGCUCCGAGAAGCGCCUUGGUGGCUCCGCCGUCGACUCCAAUGGUCGCCUCUACUGGGUCGAGUCCCGCCCCCUGGAGUCUGGACGUCUCGUUCUGGUGAAUGAAGGAGAGAAAGAAGGAGAUGAGCCAAUCGAUAUUACACCAAAGGAAUUCUCUGUAAGGACGGUGGCUCAGGAAUAUGGUGGGGGAGCAUUUAGGAUCAUUGGGGAUAGUGUAAUUUUCUCAAAUUAUAAGGAUCAAAGACUCUAUAAGCAGUCUUUAUCAUCUAAAGAAUCUGCGCCUGUGCCAAUCACUCCGGAUUAUGGAAAACCUCUCGUAUCGUAUGCAGACGGAGUUUUUGACUCUCGUUUUGAUCGUUAUGUGACUGUACAGGAAGACUGUCGUGAAAGUGGUACAGAUUCUAUUACAACCAUUGUGGCAUUCAAGUUAAAUGAUGAAAAAAGCCUAGAACCACAAGUACUGAUUGCUGGCAGUGACUUUUACGCAUUCCCUCGUUUGGAUCCAAAAGGAGAACGGAUAGCGUGGAUUCAGUGGAGACAUCCUAACAUGCCAUGGGACCGAUCUGAACUUUGGGUUGGCAGUAUAAAUGAUAAAGGUGAAGUGCACAACCAGAUAUGUGUUGCAGGUGGUGAGCAGAUAGUUGUUGAAUCUCCAACUGAACCUAAGUGGGGUCCUCAAGGAGAAUUGUACUUUAUCAGCGAUAGAGGAUCUGGAUUUUGGAAUCUGUAUAAAUGGGUUGAAUCUACCAACGAGGUACUUCCACUUUACACCCUUGAUGCUGAGUUUGCUCGGCCUCUGUGGGUUUUUGGUAUGAACUCCUAUGAGUUUAUUGGGCACAAUAAUAAGAACCUUGUUGCCUGCAGUUACAGGAAAGGCGGGAAAUCGUUUCUUGGUAUUCUUGAUGCUGCUAAAAACACAUUGUCAGCUGUGGAUAUUCCUUUUACGGAUCUGAGUAAUAUUACUUCUUGGCGUCAGUACCUGUAUCUUGAGGGAGCUUCUGCAGUUCAUCCAUUAUCAAUAGUGAAGGUGGCUUUAGAUGAUCAGAAAGCAAAAGCAAUUGAUUUCAAGAUCCUCUGGCGUUCUACAUCCAUCAGUCCUAGUUAUACAUCAUACUUCAGUGAGCCAGAACUGAUAGAGUUCCCAACUGGAGUCCCUGGUCAGAGUGCAUUUGCAUACUUCUAUCUGCCAAAGAACCCCAUUUUUCAAGCUGAUGGAAAAGAAAAGCCUCCAUUGUUGUUGAAAAGCCAUGGGGGGCCUACUGCGGAGACCCGUGGAGUUUUGAAUCUUAGCAUCCAGUAUUGGACAAGUCGUGGUUGGGCAUUUGUGGAUGUUAAUUAUGGUGGAAGUACUGGCUAUGGUAGAGAAUACCGAGACAGGCUGUUAGGACAGUGGGGUAUUGUCGACGUUAAUGAUUGUUGCAGCUGUGCAAGGUUUUUGGUUGAAAACGGAAAAGUUGAUGGUGAGCGGCUAUGCAUUACUGGAGGUUCUGCUGGUGGGUACACAACAUUAGCAGCGCUUGCAUUCAGAGAUACAUUUAAAGCUGGAGCCUCUUUAUAUGGUGUAGCUGAUCUAAAGUUGCUGAGGCAAGAAACACACAAAUUUGAAUCCCAUUAUCUCGACAAUCUUGUAGGGGAUGAAAGUGCUUACUUUGAGCGAUCACCAAUCAACUUCGUCGAUAAGUUCUCUUGCCCAAUUAUUCUAUUCCAAGGAUUGGAGGAUAAGGUUGUACCCCCAGAGCAAGCUCGCAAAAUCUAUCGUGCAUUGAAGGAAAAAGGAUUACCAGUUGCUCUGGUUGAGUAUGAAGGAGAACAGCAUGGAUUUCGAAAGGCUGAGAACAUAAAGUUCACUCUGGAACAACAGAUGAUGUUCUUUGCACGUAUGGUGGGACAUUUCAAUGUCGCCGAUGAGAUCAUUCCCAUCAAGGUUGAUAACUUUGACUGA
Messenger RNA from Oldenlandia corymbosa var. corymbosa, 2220 nucleotides. The record is from the annotation of a GenBank genome assembly. Lineage: Eukaryota; Viridiplantae; Streptophyta; Magnoliopsida; Gentianales; Rubiaceae.